Molecule: messenger RNA, 503 nt
Organism: Diabrotica virgifera virgifera (western corn rootworm)
Lineage: Eukaryota; Metazoa; Arthropoda; Insecta; Coleoptera; Chrysomelidae
Product: putative gustatory receptor 28b
Exons: 2
Coding region: 1-360 (119 amino acids)
Biological process (GO): sensory perception of taste
Cellular component (GO): axon; membrane; dendrite
Source: RefSeq, a predicted model, not a curated record
AUGACUUUAGUACAAAGCAUGUCAAUCACUUGGUGCGGAAUGCCAAUAUUAAAAUGGUGUAAUACUUUGGUGAACGUCAUCACGAUUAUCAAUAAAUGUGAUAUGAUAGAGAAGAACUCAGCAGAAUUUAUAACCACUUGUCACUUGCUACAAGAAAAAGUGCCCAACUCCAACAUCAGAGAAGAAUUGCUUCAUCUUGCAAAUUACGCACAGAAGAUAUCACCCAAAUGUACAGCUGCGGGAUUCUUCGUUGUGAAUCGGUUCAUUCUUGGAGCUUUAUUUUCAUCUGUUACUACUUACUUGAUAAUAUGUAUUCAAUUUAAUAUGAAUGAAACUUCUGAUUUACCAAUAGAAAAUUGAAUGUUUUAAAGAAGACAGUUUAAGACUUAAUUUUGUUACAGAGACCACCACAAUUCGCUUAUCGUCGGCCGAAUGUGAAAAAUGCAUAAGUCCAAAAUACCUGAUUUUACAGGAGGAACAAAAAAUUAUACCCCAUUCCACGA